AUGUCGCAGAUCUUGAAGAGACUUCAUCAAGGAAGCUGUGGAUCUGGCGAAGGAGAUGCUCCGGGAGGCGACAAAAGCAAAGGGAAUGCUUCUACUUCAAAAGUUAAAGGAAAAAAGGGUGGCAUGCGACGAAGCGCCGUCACCGCGACAGUUUUCCCUCUCCUCAGCCGUGGCCUAGGAGCAAGGGCCGACCGACUGUUCUACCUCCUGAUCGUCGGCCAUCAUCACUCGACUGCCAUCAUUCAUCGCCGGAGGUGCUUCUUGUGUUUGUGGUCAUUGUGGUCGCAGGAUUCUACCGAGCCUCUUCCCCAUCGGUUGAUUGUUGACGCUGGGCCCUGGUUCUUUUCUCCACUGCCGGCUUCUUCUUCCAUUAGCCACCGACAGAGAGGGAACGAGGGGCACUGGUUAGGAGAGGCAGAUUUGACAGUAACUUCUAGUUCCGGUCAUUAUAUCACCAAGGCACGCGUCUCCGACAGUGACUCAACAGUCGGGCAUACGCAAUUGGGUGAGUUUUGGAUUAAGGAGCUUGACGCGAGACGUGUUUCUCAAUUAUUGGAUUUGGACCACUUUAUUGGAGGUUGAGGCUGUCCGGAG
Molecule: messenger RNA, 594 nt
Organism: Zingiber officinale
Lineage: Eukaryota; Viridiplantae; Streptophyta; Magnoliopsida; Zingiberales; Zingiberaceae
Exons: 6
Coding region: 1-582 (193 amino acids)
Source: RefSeq, a predicted model, not a curated record